CUCAAACACGCAUUUGGAAACAACAAAAAUAUUAUCGAAGACAAUUCCUGUCUCCCCACUCAGUUUCCACAUUCUUUCAUUCUUCCGUCCUUCCUCUCUCUCUCUUGAUUCCAACAUUCAAAUUUUAAAUCUCUCUUUUUAUCUCUCGAUUGUUUUGCAAAUACUGAGAAACAGAAAAUCAAUCUUCAGGGGAAAAGAUUGGUAGGUAAAUGAAGAGCAGAACGACAGCUGAGAAGGUUUCAGCUAAAUGGAUUCUUAUUCUUUGCAUUUGUAGCUUUUCUGUUGGUAUGCUUUUCACAAACAGGUUAUGGGCUAGUCCUGAAUCUAGUGGUCAGAUCAUCUCCAAACGAAGGCAAGAACAAGAGUUGCAAGUGCUAACCGAAGAUUGUACAAAGAAACAAAAAGGUGGAGAAAACAAGGAUGUAACGGGGGAGGUUCUUAAGACCCACAAAGCAAUUCAAUCUUUAGACAAGACAAUUUCAACGCUUCAAAUGGAGUUGGCUGCGACUAGAAGUUCUCAGGAGAUGGGGAGUGUCAAUGGCUCGUCAGGCACCUCCACAUCUUAUCAUGGUGGACCACCAAGGAAAAAGUCAUUUGUGGUUAUAGGAAUAAAUACUGCGUUUAGUAGCAGAAAGAGGCGUGAUUCUGUCAGAGAGACAUGGAUGCCACAAGGAGAAAAGCUUGUUAAACUAGAGCGUGAGAAGGGAAUUGUCAUACGCUUCAUGAUUGGACAUAGUGCCACAUCCAACAGCAUUUUAGAUCGGGCCAUUGAUUCAGAGGAUGCUCAGCAUAAUGACUUCAUCAGGCUGAAACAUGUUGAAGGGUACCAUGAGUUAUCUGCAAAAACAAAGAUUUUUUUUUCUACUGCUGUUGCAACAUGGGACGCUGAAUAUUAUGUAAAGGUGGAUGAUGAUGUCCAUGUCAAUUUGGGUAUGCUAGCUGCUACUCUAGCUCGUCAUCGUUCGAAGCCUCGAGUCUACAUGGGAUGUAUGAAAUCUGGACCUGUUCUUUAUCAAAAGAAUGUAAAGUACCAUGAACCUGAGCACUGGAAAUUUGGAGAAGAAGGGAACAAGUACUUCAGGCAUGCAACUGGGCAGAUUUACGUUCUCUCAAAGGACCUUGCUACAUACAUCUCCAUCAAUCAGGCGAUAUUGCACAAGUAUGCCAACGAAGAUGUUUCACUCGGUUCCUGGUUUAUUGGACUGGAAGUUGAGCAUAUUGAUGAGCGCAACAUGUGUUGCGGAACCCCACCAGAUUGCGAGUGGAAGGCAGAAGCAGGGAAUGUAUGCAUAGCAUCAUUUGAUUGGAGCUGCAGUGGGAUUUGCAAAUCAGUUGAAAGGAUUAAGGACGUUCAUGCUAGAUGUGGCGAAGGGGAGGCUGCUGUUUGGAAUGCUCUCUUCUAAAUCCAUUUUGAAACUAUGGGAAGUCGUCGAUGGAAUAAUUCAAGUAAGAAAAAACUCUUUCAUUGAGCUUCUUCAAGUGGCAGUUGUCUGAAGAUUGAGAUAUGGGAAAUGAAAGGUAUAGCUCUUUGACUCUUAGUACUGCCAGAAAAAAAGCAAUGCCAGUUUUGCUGAAAGCCGUUAGGUGGAAAUUGGUAAACAUGCACGUCGAGAUGGUUAAAGCCAUGAAAUGAUUUUCUAAAAAUUGGGGCAUAUGCCCUCGUAAUACACCCUGGAUUGGGGAAAACUGAGGCAUAUAUGUAUUCUUUUACAGAACUACACACUAGGAUUUUUAGCGAGAAGAGGUUAGCUGCUAGUUUUACUGGAUCUUUUAUAUUCUUUCUUUUCAUUUUUCUCCAUCCUCAUUUUUGCUUUUUCCAACUGUAUCUUGAUAGCUUUUACUCCCUCCGUCCAACUUUACUUGCCUAAAUUGUGUUUUUUUUAACAAAUUUGUACCAAAAAAUUGGUAUAUUUCCUAUUAAAAUUUUCUAAUUAUCAAGAAAGAAACAAAAACUAUGAUAUGAAAACUAGUAUAUUGAACAAACAAUUUGAAAGAUCGAUGGUGUAUGUGGAAGUAAUUUGAAUUUCUUUCAAGUUUUUGCAAAAUUCAAAUUAAGCAAGUAAACUUGGACGGAGGGAGUGUAAGAAUAUUGGAACCAAAUGCAAUACAAGAACAGCUCUACUAGCCAGUGGUUCAUUUGUGCAAAGUCUUUCACUUUUUGCUCCUCUUGAUUACAGAUUUCAAUUACUGUUUUAUUUUUUCUCUAAUUUUUUUUUGUAAGAUCUGAAGAGUUGAUUUUUUUCUAGGGGUUGUGGCCUGAGGUAUUGACAUCCCUUAACAGAUUGUUUAACCCCUGAAUCCGGAAAGAAAAUUACAUUAGAAUUUAAAGACUGGGUAUCUAGAAAAAGUGCAGAUGUAAUGUAGCUUGGCAUUCUAAUCCAUUGUUGUUUAUAGAUUCUGCUUUUUCUUGA
Messenger RNA from Papaver somniferum (opium poppy), 2411 nucleotides. RefSeq names its product beta-1,3-galactosyltransferase 7-like. Gene Ontology annotation, cellular component: Golgi membrane. NCBI's taxonomy places the organism in Eukaryota, Viridiplantae, Streptophyta, Magnoliopsida, Ranunculales, Papaveraceae. Gene Ontology annotation, molecular function: beta-1,3-galactosyltransferase activity. Bases 210 to 1403 code for a protein of 397 amino acids. The transcript is spliced from 11 exons. The record is from RefSeq and is a predicted model, not a curated record.